Drosophila ficusphila is the source of this 910-nucleotide messenger RNA. RefSeq lists its product as uncharacterized. The transcript has 2 exons. The coding region runs from base 59 to 835 and encodes 258 amino acids. Gene Ontology annotation, molecular function: protein heterodimerization activity. Gene Ontology annotation, biological process: DNA-templated transcription initiation. NCBI's taxonomy places the organism in Eukaryota, Metazoa, Arthropoda, Insecta, Diptera, Drosophilidae. The record is from RefSeq and is a predicted model, not a curated record.
UCACCUUAGCUGUCAACCAAAAUCAUUCUGAAAGUCCGUAAAAACUUUCUCCCAAGCAAUGGACAAAAAACCGAAUUAUGUGCUGAGCGAACGCGACUUGGAUAUUAAGGCAGAUAUGGCGUUCGUGGACAGUCUUUUAAAGGACCUUCGACUGGAGGUGGAGCCACGGGCUCGUGGCCUAAUCCUAGAUCUGGCUUACACUUUGGCAAGGGACAAGCUCGUUGAGGCCCAGCGUUUUGCAAAGCUGGCAAACCACUCGAACGUGUCGGUCGAGGAUCUGGAGAUGGCCCACCUGGAGCGGACAGAGGAGCUCAGGAGGAGACCCCUCCAGCAGCUGAUGAAGUCCCUGGUUCCCGGCCAGCCCACCCUGCCCAUGCCGAGCAUAAGCCAUGGCCUAAUGCUGCCAGCCUGGCGUCAGUGCCAAGUGGGAGCGACUCCCGAGCUGAAGGGCGGAGCCUCUGAUACCACCCAACCGAACCCGAGGAUCGGAUUGCCCCUUAAUCCGGGUGCUCCUGUUGCGGAAGUAGUGGGUCCUACUUCUAACAGCUCUUCGGUUCCAGCUCGUGCUGCUCCGCUUUCCAAGCCUCGUGCCGGGGUCUUAAAUCAAAGUCAAUCCGUGACUUGUUUCUCCUCUUCUGGAGUUCCUGGUGGAACCACUCGACCCACUGCAGUUCGUCCAGCCAUAAAUGCUCCACCUUAUAAAGCUGUCAGUGGGAAGUCAGUGGUAGCAUCUAAACCAUUCAAGUCCUCGAUCGCAGGGACCUCCUCCAAUUCCUCUGCUUCUCAACCUGGGGGAAUUCAGCCCGCAAAAAAGAAGUCACGCAUGCAUAAAUAAAGUCUACACAAAUCACUAAUAAGAAUUAGUGAACAAUAAGUAAUAAAUAAUAAGAAUAGUGAAUAUAUAUCUUUC